Molecule: messenger RNA, 2064 nt
Organism: Lachancea lanzarotensis
Lineage: Eukaryota; Fungi; Ascomycota; Saccharomycetes; Saccharomycetales; Saccharomycetaceae
Gene: AIP5
Product: LALA0S03e08680g1_1
Exons: 1
Coding region: 1-2064 (687 amino acids)
Source: RefSeq, a predicted model, not a curated record
AUGUCUUCGAAAUCGAAAAGACCGGCGCUCAACGAGCUCGACAACCUAAUGGACGGUAUCGAAGCGUUCAUCGGGAACAGCGGUGCUCCUGACGAUGCUAGGAUUGAAGCAAGCGGUGAAGGUGAUUUUGGUAAAACUCUUUUGUAUAGCGAAUCAAACAUUGAGAAUCUAGAGCCAGAUACGGCAAAAGAGGAGAGCUUUAACGAGCGGAGAGCGAAUGGAAAUCUCGAGGCCGAGAAUUUGUCAAUUGCUGGUUCCGAAACUGAGAUUGGGCAUCAAGAUACCGAUAAGAAUCUGGUUACGGAACUCAUUGACAUAUCGGCUGUGGAAUCCAAUAAGACUCCGUUUUCUGAAGCCAAUAAAAUUGAAGUUACCGUCCCGAAAGGUGAACACAAGAAUACGGCUGCGACAGGGCAUCAAGUGGAGCUUGGUCAAGACCCGCUCACAAAGAAAGAAGACAAAAAUGAGGCAAGUGCAUUGAAUAUUAUAGCUGAUUUACGGGCAGAAGAAACUGAUGAUUAUGAUAGUGCACAAGUCGAACCAUUGUCCACGAAGAAAGCGGUUGAUGUACAAAAAGAUGCGACCAAGAACUCCAAUCUAGCUUCUCCACAGCAGGAAAAUGGUUCACCGAUUGAUGAAGUAACUACGCCCCACGUCUCCAAAACAGCGACUCUACAGCAGGAAAUUAGCUCACCCUUUGCUGAAGAAAGUGUGGUCAAUGUUUCGGACUCGGCAUCCACCCAGCACAACGAAACUAGCCCACCCAUAGAUCAAAAAACUGCCGUCAAUGUCUUAGAUUCAGCGCCUACACAGCAUAGAACUAAUUCACCUAUUACCGAAAAAAUUGCCUCGAACGUCUCCAACCCGCCAUCUCCACAGCGCAAGACCAACUCAUCAACUGUUGAAAAGGACGCGUUACAAACGCUCUCGACUCAGUCCGAAGCAGAAAAGGAUGUUUCGGAGAACACGAAAGCCAUUCCGGUAGAAGUAAGCUCAUCUCAAAAAAUUGAAUUACCGGCAGGAGUUCCAUCGCAGUCAUUGGCAUCACCUAAACCUGAAAAUGAAGAGGUUGCCUCGCAGGUGUCCCCACAAGGGUCUGGUCUCGUCACAUUGAAAAACCUUGCCGAAAACGCCACCCUACCGGAAAAGGAGACUAGCUCGAGAGCCCAGAAACAGGGUCUCUUUACGUUGGAAGAACUAUCUAAACCCAAGCAUCCCGCAGAGGUUCCUGUUGAUGAAGACGAUGAUUCCAUAAAGCAGAAUGAUUUGAGCAUCGAGGCACAAGCUUUGCCCCUGUCUCAGAGUCAAGAGAACUCACAAGAGCCAUUGCAGGAAACAAUGCAGGAAACACCACCUUUCAUCAAAGGCGACGAAAAGGAACCGGAAGAUGUCCGUAAAGCUCCGGGUUCUCUUUUUUCUCUCAGUGAUCUGCAUCCGGGGACUAGGGAGAUUUCCCUGAUUGAUCCUGGUUACAAGAAUUCUCUUUCGUCACCUGGGGACGGAUCUAUUGUGACGUUAAAAGAUCUGGCGGGAACAAGAUCGGAUCAACCUGCUGAGGAGCCGGCAGAAGAUGCUUUGCAAGGUUCACCGCCAAAUGAGGACGACAACCUUGAUGAGGCAUCUGCGGCGGCAAAGGCAACUGUGGCUCGUGUAACGGCAGAAAUUGAAGAUCUGCUACGGGAAAUGCAAGAGGACGAACCGUCUAAAGCUCCACAAGUUUCAUCUUUCAUACCAGCCGCUCAAGAAUCCGCAGCGACAAAAGAAAUUCGCGAGCUGCUCAAAGAUGAGCCUGUCUACGUGUAUACGUCUUUGGCCGGUGGUGGUUAUCUCAUGCCUUCUCGCACGAAUCGCUUAGCCCAGAUCUUGACCGCUAACCAGGUCACGUUCACAUACCGUGAUCUUGGUACUGAUGACGAGGCCCGGCAAGUGUGGAAACGACAUGGGCGGGGACGCAGUCUUCCUGCCGUGGUACGCGGUAGAGAUGACAUUGUCGGGAACUGGGAAGAGAUGGAUGACGCCAACGAAGAAUACCGUGUGCGUGAGCUAAUCUACGAAACGCUCUGA